AUGUUAAGAAGGCAAGCUCGUGAAAGAAGAGAAUACUUGUACCGUAAAGCACAAGAGCUACAAGAAUCUCAACUACAACAAAAGCGCCAAAUCAUAAAGCAAGCGUUAGCACAGGGGAAACCACUACCAAAGGAAAUUGCUGAAGAUGAGCAACUACAGAAAGAUUUUCAAUACGAUGAAAGUGCUCAGGAACAGAUAGAUGAUGAGUACAGCGCAACAAGCGGUAUCGCAGAACCUAAGAUUAUUGUGACAACAUCUAGAGACCCUAGUACUAGGUUAUCACAGUUUGCAAAAGAAAUCAAAUUACUGUUCCCAACAGCGGUAAGAUUAAACAGAGGUAAUUACAUUAUGCCGAAUCUUGUCGAUGCCUGUCAAACAUCAGGAACGUCAGAUUUGGUUGUUCUUCAUGAACAUAGAGGUGUUCCUACAUCACUAACGGUAUCACAUUUCCCACAUGGUCCAACAGCAUUUUUCACAUUACACAACGUCGUUUUAAGACAUGACAUUUUAAAUUCGGGGAAUCAAAGUGAAGUAAAUCCACAUCUAAUCUUCGAUAAUUUCACAACACCAUUGGGUAAGAGAGUAGAGACGAUUUUAAAGCACCUAUUCCCACCUGGUCCAAAGAAAGAUGCAGCAAGGGUGAUAACGUUUGCAAACAGAGGAGAUUUUAUCAGCGUUAGGCAACAUGUUUAUGUGAAAACCAGAGAAGGUGUGGAGUUAGCAGAAGUGGGACCUAGGUUCGAGAUGAGAUUGUUCGAAUUAAAAUUAGGAACAUUAGAAAAUAAAGAUGCUGACGUAGAAUGGCAACUAAGAAGAUUUGUUAGAACGGCUAGUAGAAAGGACUAUUUAUAA
Messenger RNA from Kluyveromyces lactis, 852 nucleotides. It is a transcript of the gene IMP4, whose product is annotated as snoRNA-binding rRNA-processing protein IMP4. The coding region runs from base 1 to 852 and encodes 283 amino acids. Gene Ontology annotation, cellular component: nucleolus; small-subunit processome; Mpp10 complex. NCBI's taxonomy places the organism in Eukaryota, Fungi, Ascomycota, Saccharomycetes, Saccharomycetales, Saccharomycetaceae. The transcript has a single exon. The record is from RefSeq and is a predicted model, not a curated record. Gene Ontology annotation, molecular function: rRNA primary transcript binding; snoRNA binding. Gene Ontology annotation, biological process: rRNA processing.